UGAAUCGAGAAAAAGCUUCUAACAUUGGAUUUCUACGCCACCAAGACACCCCCCAGUCCCAGAUAAUUACCAACUAUUUUGUUCAAAAUAUCUCUUCCCCUCGCAUACUCAUGGGGCUAAUCUGUAUUGUGCUUAAGAUCCCAAAAUGCAUGAACAUUGGAUUUCUACUAGGCCUGCUGGAGUACUAUUUGAAGUUCAUGGUCAUGGCGGCACUCGCUCGUCUGGGUCUUCUCGAUUCGCCAGAACAAGCUGACACCGAAGAUCACUCCAGUACUGAUUCCACAAGUUAUGUUCUUGUAAUGGAUGGCUUAUCUCCGUCGCUAAUCCCACUCCACAGUCUAAUGGCCUUGAUCAAGAAGAGGCUUUCUGUGAUGGAAUACGGCAAUCUUCUUGAAAGAUAUGGGGCGCAUGAUAAUCAUGAAGAUGUGGGUAUGGUAUGUUCUGUCUGCUUGGACUGCGUCGAGAGAAGCCACGAAGUCAGGGAGCUGUCUAACUGUUGUCAUGUGUUCCACAGGGAGUGCCUGGAUAGAUGGGUGGAUGAGGGCCAGGUGACCUGCCCUUUGUGCAGAUCACUGCUGUUUCCAGCCAGGGGAGAGAACAGAAGCAGUGGAAGGAAUGCUUAUUUUGUUGGCUAGGAGUAGCUGAUGGGAACUAUUCCCGUUCGGAUUUGGCUUAGGAUCUCUAGUUUUUUCAACGGUGUAAAUUUAAUUCGAUAUCAGUGUUCUGAAACCUUCAGAAAGAAGCAAAUUUACACAGAAAAUCUAAUAGAGAAAACAUCAAUAUCAGUGUUCUGUUA
Messenger RNA from Alnus glutinosa, 796 nucleotides. Its product is annotated as brassinosteroid-responsive RING protein 1-like. The transcript has a single exon. Bases 111 to 635 code for a protein of 174 amino acids. Lineage: Eukaryota; Viridiplantae; Streptophyta; Magnoliopsida; Fagales; Betulaceae. The record is from RefSeq and is a predicted model, not a curated record. Gene Ontology annotation, molecular function: ubiquitin protein ligase activity. Gene Ontology annotation, biological process: protein ubiquitination.